Zingiber officinale is the source of this 2118-nucleotide messenger RNA. RefSeq lists its product as uncharacterized. The record is from RefSeq and is a predicted model, not a curated record. The transcript has 2 exons. Bases 282 to 1862 code for a protein of 526 amino acids. Lineage: Eukaryota; Viridiplantae; Streptophyta; Magnoliopsida; Zingiberales; Zingiberaceae.
CCCAAGUCCCGCUGGUUUCUUAAACGGCACCGUCACCGUUGCCCUUCCUUCCUCCCCUUCCUUCUCCUCUCCUCUCCUCUCGCGAUCCCUCGCGCUAAUGGAGGCGGCGGCCGCCGCAACGGAGGCGUCCAGAUUGCUUUGUUCUUUCACGAUUUCAACCCUUUUUGCCUCCUUCUAGCUCCAAAAGGUCUCGAACCCUACCAGGUAGGCUGGAUUGGAAGGUGAAAGGGGGUGGUAAUCUUGAAGAGGAAGAGACAGAUAGGGGGGAGCGAGAGCACGCCAUGGGCGAGUCCAUCCUUACCACCCUGUCCAUGGAGAACCACCACCUCCAUCACCACCCUUCCACCCUCCUCUCCAUGGAUCCUGCAGGCCUGCCGGGGAUGGCCAUCUCCCCUCUUGAAGACAGUGACCGGGAGCUCUCUGUCAUCCACCAGCAUCACCACAGCGCCCUUUCCAGCCCGCCGGACAUCAAUCUUCCUCUCUUGGUUGACCAAUCCCCUCCGCCACAGCCCUGGGAUCCUGACCCUAUGGAUAUGUUGGACGUCAGCCUGGGCCCCCAGAUCUGUGAGGCUGAUGCUCUCCUCAACCUCCCCAAGGCAGGUAGCAUUGCUAGUGCUGCCGGAGCCCGUAAGUGCGCCAAGAGAGGGGACAGCAUAUGGGGAGCAUGGUUUUUCUUCAGUUUUUAUUUUAAGCCUGCGCUUGUAGAGAAAUCCAAGUGCAAGGUCGUUCGAGAUGCAAAUGGUGUCUCAGGGUUUGACAAGUCCGACCUCCGUCUCGAUGUGUUUCUCGUCCAGCAUGACAUGGAAAACAUGUACAUGUGGGUCUUCAAGGAGAGGCCAGAGAACGCGCUGGGAAAGAUGCAGCUGCGAAGUUACAUGAACGGCCACUCACGCCAAGGAGAGCCUCAGUUCCCAUUUGGUGUUGACAAAGGGUUCAUGCGAUCUCACCGGAUGCAGAGGAAGCAGUACAGAGGGUUAUCUAACCCUCAGUGCGUCCAUGGGAUUGAAGUGGUAAGGUCUCCGAACCUUUCAGCAGUCAUAGAGGCUGAUCAUAAGAAGUGGAUGGAGCUCACUGGAAGGGACCUCAAUUUCUCCAUCCCCCCCGAAGCUAUCGAUUAUGAGUCCUGGAGGACUCUUCCAAGCACAGAUUUUGAGCUUGAGAGACCUCCACCACCUUUGAAGAAUACAUCACAACCCACUUCAAGGAAAUUGCUUAAUGGUUCGGGACUCAAUCUGUCAACCCAGCCAUCAAAUCAUUCAAGUGGAGAUGGUAUGGAUCUUUCUCCUGUGUGUAGUAAGCGCAGAAAGGACUUCUUUUCCCAUGGAGGAAAUGAGGAUUGCGGUAUGACUGGUAAUCCAUAUUCAGACAGGCCUCAGGAUAUGGAAGUACAUCCAGCUGAGCCUUCAUGGGCAAAUGAGUUCACUGGUGUGAUGAGGCAUGCAUGUGGCCCAGUGACUGCUGCGAAAACGAUCUAUGAGGAUGAAGAAGGAUACCUGAUUAUGGUUAGCCUGCCUUUCUCUGAUCAGCAACGAGUGAAGGUAUCCUGGAAAAACAAUCUUACACAUGGAAUAGUUAAAAUAUCCUGUGUCAGUACUGCUCGGAUGCCCUAUAUAAAGCGGCACGAUAGGACAUUCAAACUGACAGAUCCUUCCCCUGAGCAUUGCCCUCCAGGAGAAUUUGUAAGAGAAAUACCACUACCUACACGGAUUCCAGAAGAUGCAAAGAUCGAAGCCUACUACGAUGAAUCAGGCACCGUAUUAGAGAUUAUGAUUCCUAAGCAUAGUGCUGGCCCUGAAGAGCAUGAGGUUCAAGUAUGUAUGCGCCCUCCUCAUCUUGGUGCCAAUGACCUUAUGUUGACCUGAUGGGCAGUAAUUUAGUGUGCUUUUGUUUGGUUUCCAUGGUCAAUUUUUCAUUGUUUACUAACUUUAUCUCAUCAAAAGGAAUUGAUGGAAUGAAAAGCUCACCCUUAUUAUUGAGCUUCUCUUGCAACUUUGUUCCACCGGCUCUUUAUUGUGUUAUUUGUAGUCGGAAUACAAACCAGGAACAUUGAAAAAUUAGUGACAAUUUGAUCAGUCUUAGGUACAUUUGCCCAUAAUUAAUUAUUUAUUCAUGAGAAAA